AUGCUGAAGGAAAUCCAGGUGUGCCUGUGUAUCUUCUUUGUAUUUUCAUUUGGAGUAUUUUAUGAACUGUCUCAGGAACAUAGUUGCCUCUUCUCCUGCAAACCUGCCUCCAAACAGUUGUUGACACCAAAAGAUGUCAUGAUCCAGGACAGAAGCAUCAUCUUUCUGGAGACCACUGAAAAUCUGCAGCCUCGUCCUCUGGUUUUAUGUUCUGUGGAAUCUGCUGCUAGAAUCUAUUCAGAGAGGCCUGUCAUUUUCUUUAUGAAAGGCUUGGACAAUCACACAAUGGGGAGUGUGAGUUCUUCAUGGUCCUCUCUCUCCUUUUUAUCUGCUAUGAAGAAUGUUUUCCUUUUUCCCCUUCACAUGGAAACUUUGUUCCAAGACACUCCUCUACUUUCAUGGUAUCUUCAGGUCAAUGCAACACUGGAGAAGGACUGGAUCUAUAUCAUAUCAGAUGCUAUCAGGCUUGCAAUGGUGUGGAAAUAUGGUGGAAUUUAUAUGGACACAGAUGUAAUUUCUAUCAGACCCAUCCCAGUGAGCAACUUCUUGGCAGCCCAGUCUUCCCAAUUUUCCAGCAAUGGGAUCUUCAGUUUUCAGCAGCAUCAUUCAUUCCUUUGGGAUUGCAUGGAAGAUUUUGUUCGGAACUACGAUGGAGCGAUCUGGGGAAAUCAGGGACCUUUUUUAAUAACAAGGGUGCUAAAAAGGCUGUGUGAUCUAAUUGAUUUUAAGGAUACAGAGGAUCAAAAAUGUCACAACAUUUCCUUCUUGAACCCCCAGCGUUUCUAUCCCAUCCAUUACAAAAACUGGACAGCAUAUUAUGAGGUAUGGGACCCAAUACCACAGUUCAAUACCUCCUAUGCUUUGCAUUUGUGGAACUUCAUGAACGAGAAAGACAAGAAGAAUGUUACCAUUGGAAGUAAUACACUAGUGGAAAACCUGUUUAGAAUGUACUGCCCUACUACUUACAAAAGACUUUCUCAAACUGUGGAAGGAAGUGAAUAG
Molecule: messenger RNA, 1002 nt
Organism: Pogona vitticeps (central bearded dragon)
Lineage: Eukaryota; Metazoa; Chordata; Lepidosauria; Squamata; Agamidae
Gene: A4GNT
Product: alpha-1,4-N-acetylglucosaminyltransferase
Biological process (GO): protein O-linked glycosylation
Molecular function (GO): acetylglucosaminyltransferase activity
Source: RefSeq, a predicted model, not a curated record